UCCACAUCCAUGCUAUCUUCUUCAGUUUUACUCUCCUACAAACACUAUAAAUUCCCACAUCUCAUUCUCUUCUCCUUCCUCUAUGAAAUCUCCAUUUUUACACCCAUCUUCCAUGUAAAAGGAGUUGUUGAUCAUUCAGUGUUUUAGGCUCUUCAUUUCUUUAAAUAUAUAAUUUCAUUUUUUUGGUUGUUUGAUAUUUGUGCAAAAAAUUAUAAAUGGCUUGUUCUUUGAAGAUGAAUGUUUUGACUUGUUGCUCCAAUGAGAACAAUUUCAAGACUUGGCCUUUUACUCCUUGCCCUACCAAUCUUAGAGAUUCCAAAUUCAUGGGAAAAUGUAUAGGUUUUUCGACAGAUCACACAAGUUUCAGCAAUGACAAUGUUAAAGCGCCUAGGAACUUUUCAGUUCGUGCACAGGCAUCCAUUUGUGUAAGCCGAAGCAUGAGAUGGUGGGAGAAGACACUGAAACCAAACAUGAUAGAGAUCCAUUCAGGCCAACAGCUUGUUGAGACAUUGUCAAAUGCAGGGGAUAGAUUGGUCAUUGUUGACUUCUAUUCCCCUGGUUGUGGAGGUUGCAAAGCUUUGCACCCCAAGAUCUGUCAGCUAGCUGAAUUAAACUCUGAUGCCAUCUUUCUCAAAGUCAAUUAUGAAGAGCACAAGAAAAUGUGUCAAGCCCUUCAUAUUCAUGUCCUGCCCUUCUUUAGAUUCUACAGGGGCGACAUUGGCAAACUUUGUAGCUUCAGCUGCACCAAUGCCACUAUCAAGAAAUUCAAGGAUGCACUGGCAAAAUAUGGUACUGAUCUAUCUUGUGCUGGCCCAGCUAAAGGUUUGGAUGAAAGUGAGCUAAUGAGAUUAGCCUCACUGGGAGAAAUUUCUUUUGAUUCACCUAUGUUGCCCUCUACAAGUGAGGAGCUUAGAAUGGAAGAUUUGGUUCUAUCUGCCUUUGCUUGACUUCACAGGGGCAGAAACAGGACUAAAAAGAAGGGGAAGAUAAUGCAUUAAUUAUAUAGGAUCAAAUCUUACUUUUUUACAAGAUUGAUCUAUAAAUUCAAGACCAAUUCUACGAUUUUUAUUGUGUUAGGGUCACUUAUUUAUGUCUUUGAAUGUGUAGAUAUUUAAAUCAUUAGACUGUCCACAAGCAUUGCAUUGUUGUCUUUGAAUUUAUUGGAUUCAGGAUAUUAUUAUUAUUGUAAUCUGAUUCCAGCAAAUUAUGAGUAUUAUAAAUUAAUCCUU
Molecule: messenger RNA, 1229 nt
Organism: Daucus carota subsp. sativus
Lineage: Eukaryota; Viridiplantae; Streptophyta; Magnoliopsida; Apiales; Apiaceae
Product: thioredoxin-like 1-2, chloroplastic
Exons: 4
Coding region: 216-947 (243 amino acids)
Biological process (GO): cell redox homeostasis
Cellular component (GO): chloroplast
Source: RefSeq, a predicted model, not a curated record